CAUGUGCUGUCACCUUAUUUGUCCAUUGUUAUGCGUUAUGGUGGUUAUGGCGUCUGCUGCAGUUGGCGUGCGAUGACAUGAUUCGCAUCAGAGAAUUGCUUCACACAUCACUAGUUCGAGAACUUGUGGCUGUGUCGGCGCGUUUUGAAUAACAUAAAUUUGAGCUGUGCUUCGUAAACAAAAAAUGGUGCUUCAGUUUCCCGAGUCUCAUCCUCAAACGUCAUCUUAAGUUGCCCGCGUUUCUGUCGUGGUGUCGGCUCCAGUUUGAGAUCAGCGUGUGGCAAUGGGUGUUCACGGCCUGUGGCAGGUGCUGGAACCUGCGGGGAAGCCAAUUGCCCUCGAAACGCUUGAGAACAAAGUUCUCGCCGUCGACGUGAGCUUGUGGCUUCAUCAGGCCGUCAAAGGAUUCCGCGAUGCCCAAGGCAGCCCCUUGGCCAACGCUCACUUGUUGGGUUUACUUCAACGAGUCUGCAAGCUUCUCUUUUAUGGAGUCAAGCCCGUCUUCGUCUUCGAUGGAGGCGUGCCACAGCUCAAGAAACAGACUCUGGCUGCUCGUCAGGACAGGCGCACUUCUGCACAAGAAAGUGCCCAACGUAAGGCACGAUUACUGCUUCUAAAAGCCCGGCAUAGAGGUUCAAAACGACCAGCCCCCAAGGCACCUGUGGAUGACUUGUAUGUUCUGCCACCUCUGCCAGAACACUGGAACAAAUUGUAUAAAGUGGAGAAUGACGAUGAAGACUGGCACUCCGGACAUGCUCUCUGGGAGUUGUCCUCACUUGACUGCGACUCGGAAGAAUUUGCAGCCCUGCCAGCAGAAAUGCGUCACCGUGCAUUGAUUGCCAUGCAGCAUCACCAUCGUUGGGGCCGCCCCAGGAAGGCACCUGAGGACUCUGAGGAUUUCUCUGCCUACCAGCUGCAGGGCCUUCUGCGCAAGCGCACAUUGCAGCAGCGUGCUGAGGAGGCUCGUCGUGAAAUGAGACCCGAGCCAUUUUUAUGGGGUGAAGAGGCCCAUGUGAGUCGGGUUGCCUCUCUGGCCAACACUCACCAGGUCAUCCUGAACACCAGCCCCACCAAACGUGUCCUGAAACCUGAAAGUGAGGAAGGUGAUGCAGAAGAAAGUCCAGUUAAGGACUGGAAGACAGCCAGCCCACAAGUAGAAGAGCACAGGGCUGGUUCAAGCCGUGCUGUUAACAAAAGCCCGUCUUUGUCAAUUCAAGACCCCGCUGUAUUAAAGUGGUUGUCUGAAGAGUGCUCUCCAAACAAAGCUAUGCAAGAGAGUUCUGCAACAGACAAGAAUUUUGCAUGUACCCAGACCAGUGAAGCACACUCCACAACCAUCCGGUCUCGUGUUAGGAGGGUGGUGGACUUGACAGAUGUACCAGACGAGUCAGAAAAUGGGGACAGUGGUCACAAGGAUCACCUUGCAAUUUGUGCAAAGCAGGCCAGUGAUAGUGCCCAGCCAAACGUAGUGGACACUCCAGGAGCAGCCAACGGAGCAUGCAGGCAACCUCAAAGGAGUGAGGACAGCACAAGCAUCGGUUCAGCACUGCCAUCAUUGACCCAAGAUUCAUCAUCUCCCACAAUGCCUGCAGCUAAGGAUGAAGGCUCUGUGGCAACAUCUGUUGAACCAUCGGCAGUACCAGGUGAUGAGGACAAAAGCGAGAACAAGCAAGAGCUCUCAGCUGAACAAGAAGACUAUAGUUCUGCUUCAGAUUGGUCGGGAAUGCAGGAUGAGGAAAUGAGUUCUUCCAAUAUCGCUGGGAAGUCUAAGGCAUCGGAAGAGGAUGGUGACAUUGUGCUCUCAGAAGAGGACGAGGAAGAAAAAGAUGAAGAACUACUAGCAGCUAUUCAAGCCUCCUUGUCCGAGCAGCAAGAAAAGCACACCGGUGAACAACCUACAACUAGUGGUGGUGGCAGCAGCAGCAGCAGCUUCUGGAAGCCUCCUAGAACUGAAGAAGAGAAACGUGAGCUGCACAUGAGGGAACAGGAGCUGGAACAAGAAGCUGCCCGUCAGCAACGCCAUGCAGCCAGCCUCAAUGACCUGCUUGUGAAGGAGUGUCAGGAGCUUCUUGCACUGCUGGGCCAGCCGUACGUGGUGAGCCCUGGGGAGGCAGAAGCCCAAUGUGCGUGGCUGGAGCAGCAUGGGCUCAGCCAAGGGGUUGUGACGGACGACAGUGACGCCUGGCUCUUUGGGGCCCAAUGUGUUUACCGGCACCUGUUCCGCCCUGAUCGGCGGCCCAUGCGCUUUCUAAUGAGAGAUCUUGCGUCACAGUUUGGCCUCGACCGUCAGAAGCUGGUGGCCUUUGCUCUGCUGUGUGGCAGCGACUACACUACGGGUGUCAAUGGUGUGGGCCCUGUAACUGCUAUGGAGGUACUCAGCGAGUUUAAAGGAGACGACGCCGUUUCACUCCUAGAGGAGUUUCGCGCUUGGUUGGAUAAGGCCAAGGAAGAAAAAGUCCAGCCAGGCAGCAAGACACGAUCGCACUUGGUGCGCCUCUCUCUGGAGCCAGGCUUCCCCAGCAGCCGGGUGGCCCAAGCAUACCUUGAGCCCACCGUGGAUGACUCACGCGAGACCUUUUCCUGGGGCACCCCGGACCUGGAUGCUUUGCGAACGUAUGCAAACCAAAAACUUGGCUGGAGCCGGGAAAAGCUGGACGACCUUUUACUGCCAGUGCUGAAGCGGAUGGGUGCAAAGCAAAAGCAGACUCGCAUGGACCAAUACCUGGAGGCUUGCCAGGCACCACCCAAACCCAAACUGUUCCCGAGCAAACGGCUUACUAAGGCCAUGAGCAAACUGGCACCAGCGAAAAGGGCAAAGAUCCAGGAGCCACAGCUUUCUGAAGAUAGCGAUUCAAGCUAACGGACACAGAAGGGAUGCAUUCUUGGAGCCAGACGAUGGCGCAACUUCGAAUCUUGCACAGGGAACUCAGCAUGCCUCCUGCAUUAGAACUGAAAGAACAGCUCAGUACAUCUUCAGCUGGGACUGCUGUAGUCACAUACCAUUUGCUUUGUGUGGGACAUGUAUUUAAAGGCAGUGCAGUGGAAAUAAUUACCUUUUGGGCAGCACAUUGUUCACAGGAGUAUGCAUGAGUAAAUUUUUUAUCACUAAUUAACUUUGAUUUGUCAAUUAGUGCUUCAUUACUUUAAGGCACACAUUGCAAUUGCAGAAUACAAGCCAAUUCGUCCUCAAGGCAUGUGUACGAUUACUGGGAAUCCCGAGAGCAGCACCGGUUUUGCUAUGUUUUUCUUGAAACUUGCCAACAGUUGACAAUGGCAUUUCAGUUAAUAUUUUCCCUGAAUGGCAUCGCUCACACAUUGUGGGAGAAAGUAGAGCACCGAUGCAUUUUGUGAUAGAGUUAGAGGACGAGUUGACAUGCCCUGAGCAGAUAGGCUUCAAUUCUGCGAAAUUGAAAGUUGAGAGAGUUGGCAGCUGUUCAUUAUUAUACUGCAGUGCGCAGUCAACAAACAAGUGCUGACACGCAACUUGAUUUGUCUUUUGAAAACGUGGUAAAUAUACAUGCCAGCUAACUAGUACUAUGUUUCAUUGUAUAAUUGCAGCAUGUGCCCUAACGUAUCGUAUUUGAUUACUUAAUAGGUGAAUAUCUCACAUUUACUAACAAUAAUCCAUUGCAAAAAAAGAAUACAUUAUCUUUAUUGUGCUGUCUCUUUUCAUUUGAAGCAAGUGAUAGAUUUGCAGCCACUAUGUUUCCAAAAUAAAGUGCUGAAAAUGCACAUCUACA
Messenger RNA from Dermacentor silvarum, 3740 nucleotides. RefSeq names its product DNA excision repair protein ERCC-5 homolog (gene mus201). Bases 284 to 2860 code for a protein of 858 amino acids. The transcript is spliced from 12 exons. Lineage: Eukaryota; Metazoa; Arthropoda; Arachnida; Ixodida; Ixodidae. The record is from RefSeq and is a predicted model, not a curated record. Gene Ontology annotation, biological process: nucleotide-excision repair. Gene Ontology annotation, cellular component: nucleus. Gene Ontology annotation, molecular function: single-stranded DNA binding; DNA endonuclease activity.